AUGCAAGAUGCCAUUCUAGUUCCAAAGAGCGUUGGUGCAAGCCUCUGGCGACUAGCUACCAGGGAUUGCUACCGCUCAUGCGGAUUCAUGGUUGGGUUGGCAAAACCAACUGUCCUAAAGUGUUGCCAUGAAUUUGUUCAAGCAAUCUGUCAACAUCAAGAUGAAUUCAUCAAGUUUCAAUCAACUGCAGCAGAGAUAGCUAAAAAAAUUGAAGGCUUCAACAAUAAAAGUAAACUACCUAAUGUAGCUGGAACGAUAGAUGGAAGCUAUGUACCUAUUAAGGCCCCAAAAAUUGACCACGAAGACUACUUUAACUGGAAACAUUUCUACAGUUUUUUAGUACAGGGAAUAGUUGAUGCUUCUGGCCUCUAUUUAUCUGAUGCCACUGGUUUUCCUGGAAGUCUACUUGAUGCUUGGAUGCUACGUUUGACUGACGUUUAUUGGGCUGCUGAAGAUGAGAAUAUCCAAAUGGAACCCACCUUUGACUUAGGCGGAACUAUAGAGCACCCUCUUAUCGUGGGAGACACUGCUUAUCCAAACAAAAACUUGGCUUAUCCAACCAUUCAAGGAUACUGGUGGGCUUACGCACUACCAGAGAAAUUUUAA
This is a messenger RNA of Pocillopora verrucosa, 606 nucleotides long. Its product is annotated as putative nuclease HARBI1. The record is from RefSeq and is a predicted model, not a curated record. Lineage: Eukaryota; Metazoa; Cnidaria; Anthozoa; Scleractinia; Pocilloporidae.